AUGAACACAGCAAUAAGAAAAAUACAAUUGAAGAAGUGGUUGAUGACAGCUCGAGUUGAAGGGCAAAUUAGGAAGUUACAUGAUCAUGAACGGGCCGAAAAGGGUACACACAUAAACUUUUGUCUACGUCAAGCAAAAACAGUGGACCAUGUAGAUUUCAGACACUAUCUCAAUACUCAAUCCAGCUUUACUAGCCAAAGUCAUAAGGAUCAUGCAACUGCAGUUUCAUACUUGAUUGCCUCUAAACUGCCCCCUGAGAGAGCAUUAAGGUAA
This is a messenger RNA of Dovyalis caffra, 273 nucleotides long. Lineage: Eukaryota; Viridiplantae; Streptophyta; Magnoliopsida; Malpighiales; Salicaceae. The record is from the annotation of a GenBank genome assembly.